UGAAAAUGAAGUGAUGCUAUCAGUCAUCCUAAAACCUCUACUCUUUACAUUUCCCCGCAGCAGAAGAAGAAUGACCUCCGCCGCCUGCGGCCGUAUGUUUCAGCUCCAAACCGACCCACUCACCGGCAAAUCAGAGUGGCUCGUUAUCCAAGACGAAGAUGAUCAACUCCAAACAACCCCCAAAUCACUUCUCGCAACCACGUCUUACCUCGACAUGCUCAACGAUUCCCGCCGCAACGCCGCCUACCGUCUCGCCAUCGAUAACACCGUCACUACACCCUCCCACGUCCUCGACAUCGGGGCAGGGACGGGUUUGCUGUCGAUGAUGGCAGCUCGAGCUAUGGGGCUUUCUGAUUCAAAUGGGAUCUCUACUUCUAAAGGGAUGGUGACAGCUUGCGAGUCAUACCUUCCCAUGGUGAAGUUAAUGAGAAAGGUUUUACGAGCCAAUGCCAUGGAGGGGAAAAUUCGUCUCAUAAAUAAGAGGUCCGAUGAGUUGGAAGUUGGCUUGGAUAUCCCAUCGCGUGCUGAUAUUCUCGUCAGUGAGAUCCUAGACUCGGAAUUAUUGGGUGAAGGGCUAAUUCCAACUUUACAACAUGCGCACGACAAGUUAUUGGUAGAAAAUCCACAAACCGUACCUUACCGGGCCACUACUUAUGGCCAGCUGGUUGAGUGUACAUAUUUACGGGAGAUGCAUGAUUUAGUUCAUGGAGAGGCAGAAGCAUCAGAUGGCAUUCAUCUUCUGCCAAGUGUAAUGCCCAACCUUUUAGCUGUAAAAAAGCAACAGUUUGCAAUGCAUUGUAAUGCAAUUAAAGACGAAAUCAAACUGCUCUCAGAGCCGUUCAAAGUUUUUGAUUUUGACUUUUGGAGGAGGCCAGAUAGUUUUCGUGAAGCUGACCUACACAUAAAGGCUAAGGGUGAUGGUACAGUUCAUGCUAUCAUCUCAUGGUGGUUGCUUCAGCUUGAUAGUGAAGGAACAACAUUCUAUUCUACGGGCCCAAACUGGAUACCAUAUACUUCUGAUGUGAAAGAAUUGAAAACAUCCUUUGUCAGUUCUGGAGAUUGGUGUGAUCAUUGGAAACAAUGUGUUUGGUUCAUCCCGAGCUCAGGUCUACCUGUAUCGAAAGACAAAGAGGUUUGGUUACAUGCUGCUCAUACUGAAACCAGCAUUUCAUAUGAUUUCAAGACUUCAUGCAAUGAGAAAGAAGAUGCGGAUCUUGACCUCCAUACUCCAGAUGGUCAGCUUUUUCUAUCGCCUGAAAGAAUAGCUUUGUAUGGAAAUAGUUGUUGGAGAGAUUUGAUGCUCAAUGCCAUUAAGAACGCUAUCCAUCAGAAAGUAGAUCCCUUGUGCUUAGUUGCAGAUGAUAGCAUCUUCUUGGCAGUUGCCGUUGCCCAUCUUUCCAAGACUUCACAAGUGAUGCCAUUAUUCCCUGGUCUUGGAAACAAGGGCAUGCAGUAUCUGCAAAAAGCUUCUAUAGCUAAUAGCUACUCCAUGGACCGUAUAGAGUUCCUAAGAAGAAAGGAAUUGCUAUCGAGUCUGCAAGGUUCCCCUCACCGAAAGAUUGACUUAUUCAUUGCGGAGCCAUUCUAUUAUGGAAAUGACAAUGUCCUUCCCUGGCAAAAUCUGCGAUUUUGGAAGGAAAGAACUUUACUUGAUCCAAUUCUAUCUAAAGAUGCGCUCAUAAUGCCUUGUAGAGGGUUGUUGAAAGCUUGUGCAAUGUACCUUCCUGAUCUUUGGAAAAGCCGUUGUUGCCUGAAGGAAAUUGAAGGGUUUGAUAAUUCAGUCGCAAAUACCACAUUGGGGGCAUGUGGAGGUCUACUGGUUACAGAAGACACUCCUUUUCUGCCCUAUUUUAUUUGGCAGUGCGGUGAGACAAAGAUUCUCAGCAAAAUGGCCACUGUCUUGGAGUUUGAUUUUUCAAGACCAAUGAACCCCUGUUCUGGAAAAACUAAGGUUCAAUUUAGAGAAUCUGGGAUGUGCCAUGGCUUUGUCCUCUGGAUUGAUUAUGUCAUGGAUACGGAGAACAACACUAUUCUAUCAACAGGACCAGAUAAAAGACAUUGGAAACAAGGCGUGAAGCUUUUGAAUGAGCCAGUUGAGGUUGGGCAUGGCGACUUAUCCUCAACAGAAAUUGAAGCUUCCUUUGAUCCUUUAAAUGGUGAGCUCAUUCUGAGACAUGCCUUUCUCAGGAAUCAAAGGUAGCCUGUGUUCUGGUUCUUGUAAGAGUUUCGAAUUCUCUUUAGCACCAUUUUCACCUUUUUUACUUGACUUAUUUUGAUAUGUUCGUCUACCUUAAUACGAUCCAUAGUGCUCAAAAACACGGCUGGUUAACUGGCUGCUUUGCCUGUUUACACGUGUUGUGUACAUUGGUGUUAUUGGGUUCUCUCUUUUGAGCAUACAAACACUAUUACCCUUUUUGCAUACAUUGUAAAAUGGACGAUUGAAGGAAAUAUUAUGGUGCACUUUAUAUCUA
Messenger RNA from Salvia hispanica, 2471 nucleotides. RefSeq names its product protein arginine N-methyltransferase 1.6. Lineage: Eukaryota; Viridiplantae; Streptophyta; Magnoliopsida; Lamiales; Lamiaceae. Gene Ontology annotation, molecular function: protein-arginine N-methyltransferase activity; histone methyltransferase activity. Gene Ontology annotation, biological process: chromatin remodeling; peptidyl-arginine methylation, to asymmetrical-dimethyl arginine. The record is from RefSeq and is a predicted model, not a curated record.